Molecule: messenger RNA, 3261 nt
Organism: Limulus polyphemus (Atlantic horseshoe crab)
Lineage: Eukaryota; Metazoa; Arthropoda; Merostomata; Xiphosura; Limulidae
Product: sonic hedgehog protein A-like
Exons: 3
Coding region: 147-1478 (443 amino acids)
Biological process (GO): regulation of gene expression; multicellular organism development; smoothened signaling pathway
Molecular function (GO): patched binding; calcium ion binding
Source: RefSeq, a predicted model, not a curated record
GAUCAAACAGUGAGAAGUAUUAGCGCGUGCAUGGGUUGCACGCAGUGACAAGUCCACGUGUGAUUAUGGCUUUAUUUCCAUUGAGAAUCAAACCUUGGCGUGGGUGGAUAUAUGUUGUUUGAGCUGGUUUACCUCUGUACGAAAUCAUGUUUACUAAACAACCACGGUCUACAUGGCCAUUCUCACGGGUCUCUGCCCGGUUUCAACACCGACGAAUGCGUCUGACUUUUGCAGUACUUCUUCUGUUUUUGAUACGGUCCGGGGCAGGGUGCGGGCCCGGUCGUGGUAGUGGCAUUAGACGGCCCCCCCGCAAGCUCACGCCGUUGGUCUUCAAGCAGCAUGUCCCUAAUGUAGCGGAGAAGACCCUAGCGGCUAGCGGACUUGUGGAAGGAAGGCUUGGACGAGAUGACCAGCGAUUUCAAGAAUUAGUGCCUAAUUACAACUCGGAUAUCAUAUUUAAAGACGAAGAAGGGACUGGAGCUGACCGACUUAUGACUCAGCGAUGCAAAGAAAAACUGGACACUCUAGCCAUCUCGGUAAUGAAUCAGUGGCCAGGGGUCAGACUUCGAGUCACAGAGGGAUGGGAUGAAGAGCUCCAUCAUGCUGUAGAGUCUCUCCAUUACGAAGGACGUGCAGUGGACAUCACAACCAGUGACCGUGAUAGAUCUAAAUACGGCAUGCUGGCUCGGCUAGCAGUUGAAGCAGGCUUCGACUGGGUUUACUACGAGUCACGAUCCCACAUACACUGUUCUGUUAAGUCUGAGUCGUCGGGACCCGGGAAGUCUGGUGGAUGUUUCCAUGGUGAUGGAAUCGUUACGACUAAAGAAGGGCCAAAACGACUUUCUGAAGUGAAGAUUGGAGACGAAGUUUUAGCAGUGAACAGCGACGCAGCAUCGGUGUUUACAGAAGUUCUUCUCUUCUUAGAUCGGGACGUUGACUCAAGGAGACAGUUCUACGCUAUUGAAAUGGAAGGGGGCGCUCGGAUCACCUUAACUCCCAACCACCUUAUUUUCGUGGCCACUGAUAAUUCUUCAUUUGAAAUGAAAAAUGUCGAAGCCACUUUUGCAAAGAAUGUACAGCCGGGAGAUUUCUUAUAUGUACACUCAGAUUCUACGGUCUUCAAAACAGCAAACACUUACGUGCAGUUAGAGCGCGUGAAGACAGUAAGUGUAAUUGUGGAUGUCGGAGUAGUUGCUCCUCUCACGCACGAGGGGAAUUUGAUAGUUGACAAUGUUGUAGCGUCUUGUUACGCCAUCUUUAAUGACCAGUAUUUGGCUCACUGGUCUUUUGCUCCCGUCAGACUGGUACAGAAUGUCAAAGCCUCUACUUUACACUUAUUGAAAAGGUUUCACGUCUUGUCUACAAAUUCGUCUCUUCACAGAAAAGUCAAGAGUCACCAGAAGGGUAUACAUUGGUAUGCUAAACUAUUGUACAGUAUUGCUUCCUACAUUAUGCCAGAAAGAUAUAUAAGUCAAUGAACUCCAAAUGUGAACCACCAAGGAGUUAUUUGUGUUAAGUUAUUAUUACAAGCUCAUUGAUUAGCAGUCUGUAGACAAGCACUCGUGUGGCCCGGUGGCAAAGAUUACAAAAAUCCGUGAUUAUGUAUAAUUGUUCGCCACCUAGUGCAAGAAAGGGACACAUAGCCAGUGAAAUAAGGUCAAUCAGUAAUGAAAAAAGAUACUAUUUUCCUUUCGAAACGUUCUUCCUUCUACGAGCGCUUCAAACUUGAACUUGAUCAAUUGGUUGUUGUAGAAACCGUGUUGCAAGAUUACAUUAAGGUUGUAGUAAUGUUGUUAAUUACUAAAAAAUUAUAGAGUUUCGAGUCAAUGUGAUUUUUCUUUGUCUAAGCUCUUGAUUUUGAGCACAAGACUGGAGAGAAUUAAUACUUUCAAUCUUGAUAAGGUGAAUGUUCUUAUUACAAUACAAUUACGUUUCGCACAACUGCGUUGUUUUAUAAUUUUCUUUUGGCGUGUACAAAACAUGUCUAUUUCAUGCUUCAUUAUUGUUAUUAUUAGAUUACGAACAUAGAUCUUAUCAAACGAAACAUUAAAGCUACUUGCGAGAAUUUACAUAUAAGUUUGUCGUUUCAAAUUUCACGCGAACCGCAUAUGGAACUUUAAUAAUAGUUAGUUACGCAUGCAUAAUUUGAUUCAGCGACAUUGUUUUUAAAUUUCUGACGAGUGCUUCCAUCUAGCGGUUUUUAAAUGCACUAUUACAAAAUAAUUUUCGAAAAAAUUUUGAUCUUCGUUUGUUUGCUUUUCUCCACGUAAUUAAGAGGUAUAUCGUGAAAUUGCAAUAAUCUUGAAUAUUAAAUUUUGAAUUAAUUUUUGUUAUAUAUAUAAAUGUGAACAUAAAACGGACGUUAAAGUGCUUAUUUUUCCAAAUUUAAUUUGUUCCACUCUUAAUUUGGUUUAUUGAAAAUGUCAAAAUAUAUACGUGGAAUUCUUGAUAUGAAGUUUCAUUUUUAACUUAACUUUUUAAACCACUCCAUAUCUUAUUUUCGCUAUAAGAAAUAAAUAAAUAUUUUGUAACUUAAGGCGAGGAGUAAAAUACUUAAAACUUUUCCCUUUUUGUUUACAAAUUUCCACGAAUAAGUGCAUAUAAUGGUGAAACACUAGAUACGCUUUCAUAAAUUAUGCUAAUUAAUAACAUUUUAAUUGAGUAUUCACAACUGAUAUAUUGAAAAAGUUUUUAAACAAAUGCUAAUGCUUCAGGGAAAAUAAGCUAACGAUGAAAGCAGAUCAAUAUUUUUUCAUGAACAAUAAAACAGUUGAGUCAAUUAUUUUGUUUGAUUUUUAACUUAGUGUGUCUGAAUUCUACAACGUAUUAUCGAAACGUUACGUUUCCUUAAAUUAUGCUCCUAUUUUUUUUAAAAUUAGAUAUUUGUAUGACUUUCUAAAUAAGAGAUUAUAUUUUUGGUGGAUAUGAGAUACGUACCUUACUUAUGGUGUUAGAUUCUGUUAAAACCAGUUAACUGUAAUUUCUAUUGCCAACACGACAAUCUUAAAUCUCGGAUUUUUUUUUCUAGUCCGUUACUAAAUGGCCAACUUAAACCACGUUUUUAUUUCAAGUUCGAACUAAAAUUUUGUAUAAAAACGAUGGACGAACUUUGCAUUGUUAAAGAUCGAAAGUGAAACGUUUCCAUUUUAUUGUAAUUCAAGAACAUUGAGGCAAACAACGAUAAAUAAUUAUAGUAUUUUGGCACUUGUGUAUAAAGUUAAAAUCAUAAAUAAUAUUCAACGUUAAACUGGUACGCAAUUA